Messenger RNA from Staurois parvus, 361 nucleotides. Lineage: Eukaryota; Metazoa; Chordata; Amphibia; Anura; Ranidae. The record is from the annotation of a GenBank genome assembly.
GGGUCCCCGGGCAAUAGGGGAUCAUGGGGCCCCUGUGUCCUUGCCCAAACUCAAAAAAGCCUAUGAAAAAGGUACCAUGGGCAUCUCAUGGGGCCCCCUACUGACCCCGGGCCCUCGGGCAGUGCCCAACUUUCCAAAUGGUCAGUCCGCCCCUGUGAGGGGACAAAAAGUAAAUGCUACUGAACAGGGGCGGACUGACAACUCAUGGGGCCCCCGGGCAAUAGGGGAUCAUGGGGCCCCUGUGUUCUUGCCCAAACUCAAAAAAGCCUAUGAGAAAUUUACCAGGGGCAUCUCAUGGGGCCCCCUACUGACCCCAGGCCCUCGGGCAGUGCCCGAGUUUUUAAAAGGUCAGUCCGCCCCU